CUCUCUGUGCCUCUGCAGGCUGCGGCUGGUAGUGCAAUUUGUAUAUACAGUUACUCUUAUUAGUUGAACGGUUCGUGAGAAUAGAAGUAAAUUGUACAAGCUGAAUUUGUGAUUCAAUCGACUUUACGCCAUUACACAAGUGUGAAAUAAAAUCGAAAUGCAGAUGAGCUUCAGAGACGAAUCAAAAUGGCCACUGGAGCUAUUCAACGAUGGUGUCGAUUCGCAAGAUUUGAGGAGAGAGUGGGAAGAGUGGCACCGGUCAUUCGAGCUGCUUUUAGAAUUACGGGAGGUGGAAGGACAACGCGAUAAGUUCGUGUUGCUCAUGACUAUUGGUGGUCGUGGAUCGCAACGUUUUUAUUACAAUCUUGGUCCUUCCCCGGAGGAAAUUCAUCCGCUACCAGUGAGGUGCCUUAUUGUCCUCAAGAAGUACCGGAAUAUGACAACGCAAUAAAAAGAUUGACAAAAUUCUUUGUGGGAAAACGCAAUGACCGUAUUGAACUAGAGGUAUUUCGUUCCCUGAAACAAAAGAAUGAAGAAACAUUCAACAGCUAUUUGUUACGGCUUCGUGCACAGGCGGCGCGAUGCGAGUUCAAGGACAGGGAAGAGAAAGAAAUUCUUCAUCAAGUCACUAUGGGGGCGCGUGACGAGCGUGUGCAAGACAAAGGACUGGAGGAUGUGAUGAACCUGGACGAAAUUAUUAGUUACGCGGUCAAUCGCGAGAUUCUCAUCAGACAGAAGGAAAAAUCAAAGACUUUUAGAGAUGAAUUACCUUCCGGUUCUGUGGCAACUGUAAAACAGGAAUGGGCAUCGCGUUCUCGGAUGAAGAGUGGUACGAAAUAUUCUGAAUUUAACAGAGAAAACCAGCGAGAACGUUACCAAGCGGAGUGUGGUCGAUGCGGCUCAUACAGGCACUCUUCGAACUCAUCUAUUUGCCCGGCUCAAAAAGCCCGGUGUAAUCAGUGUCGCCGAAUUGGGCACUUCGUCCGGAAGUGUCGUGAUUCAAACCAAAGCAGACCUAAAAAGGGCAUCACUUGGGAGCGAACAACUGAUGAAGCAAACUCGUUGCGGGAUGAUAGUGGCUGGAUUGAAGAGCUUCCCCGUCGUCCUAAAUCGGAGGAUAUAUCCAAGUUGCCUGGUGGAUUUUUUGGUUCACUCCGGCUCAUCAAUCAACACGGUGACUACCGAUGUUUGGGCGCAACUACAGAACAGCAAAACGAAGCUUUCCAAACUGAAAGCUCCUCUUGA
Molecule: messenger RNA, 1245 nt
Organism: Wyeomyia smithii (pitcher-plant mosquito)
Lineage: Eukaryota; Metazoa; Arthropoda; Insecta; Diptera; Culicidae
Exons: 3
Coding region: 631-1245 (204 amino acids)
Source: RefSeq, a predicted model, not a curated record